GCCACCAGCUAACAUAUUAGCCACUUCAACAACAUUCGAUACGAUAUUUAUCACAUGGAACGAGGUUCCAAUGCAGGAACGAAAUGGUAUAGUCCGGAAAUACAGAGUAUACGUAACAAAUUCAGACCAGAUCUUAGAACACACGUCAACUGUGGAUGCUCACGUGACGUCAUUGAUAGUAUCAAACCUUGUGCAUAACACCCACUACUGUGCACAGGUAAUGGCGUAUACCGUGGCAGAUGGACCUUUGAGCGCAUGCGUGGAUGUCAUAACAUUGGAAAAAGGUAAGACUUAAUGGUCCACUUUUCCUCUCAAAAUGCCGGAGAAGACGUGUGCUAAAUUUUUGAGGUACUAGUUCGAGAAUUUUUACUAGAGUUUUUUUUUGCUGUACUAGCGGUUCGCGACAACACCGCUCGCACGUCACUCUCACAGUCACAGUCACACUCUUACUUAUUUUGCGUUCUUCCCGACGGAUUUUCGAGGAAAAGAGAGACUGCUGGCAGUCUCUUCUGAUUGGAUGAAAAAGUGGCGCGAGUUUUUUAUUUAGCCAAUCACGUGGCGUAGUUAGUGCAAAACCAAUCACUUUUCGACAUUCAAUUAAAAUCGCACUAAAACAAUGGGAAUUCUUAGUACUUGCACUUAUCUGGCAGGGGGUAGUAGGCACUUUUUCCGCGGGGUUAAAUUUUAAUUCAUUUUCUUUGGCGCAGUCUAGGAACGAGAGACGAUUGAGCAAGCUAGCGCUAUAUCAAAUAGCCUUCGAGUAGUAAUUAAAGCGAGCCAAAGCCAUUCUUAGUUAUUUUCAAUACUGACUAGUUGCUAGUUCAAUACUGACUAGUUCAUAUUGCUAGUUCAAUACUGACUAGUUACAUUAACCUUAUUUUUGUGUCGAUGCCACAAAGUUCCAACAUGUCAAGACGCUCUGGGCAUGGAAAGCGGAGCAAUCUCGGAUGCUCAAGUUACAGCUUCCUCACAACAAAAUUUUCAGUAUAUUCAUGCUGCCAAUCACAGUAGACUCCACUUUCAACAAAAUGGAAUUAAAGCGGGAGGUUGGUCGGCAGCCACAAACAAUAGCCAUCAGUGGUUACAGGUUGAUCUGGGUAGUCAUGACUACAAAGUGACGCGUAUAGCGACACAGGGAAGGCAUUCUACCAAUUACCAACAGUGGGUAACGAAGUACAAGCUUCAAUACAGUAAUGAUGCAAUGACCUUUUGGUACUACAGGGAACAAGGAAUGACCACGGACAAGGUGAAAAUUGCACAGCGGUUAAACGUACAACACAUGUGCUGUUUCGAAUUUUCUGGAAACGAAAACCAAAGCACGGUUGUGUCACAUGACUUAAACCCACAAAUCAAAGCACGUUACAUUCGUUUUGUACCAGUGGCUUGGCACGACUGGAUAUCAAUGAGGGUGGAACUCUAUGGUUGUGCAGAAUGCUCAACAGACUGGAUUCAAUAUGAAAGCCACUGCUACAAAGCAUUUCAAGUAGAAGUUAACUGGGACGACGCUAGACAAGAAUGCCUGGAUUUAAACUCAGACCUCGUGUCAAUAACGAGCAUUGCAGAGAAUAGCUUCAUAAAUACAGCUUUCCUUCUUGAUAAUAAGGAAAGGGCUUGGAUUGGACUCAAUGAUAAGGAAAAAGAAGACGAAUUUCAUUGGAGCGAUGGAACACCGUAUAAUUUCUCAAUUUUUAGUAAAACUGACAUUGUUAAUGGGAGAGGGGCAAACUGCGUAUUUAUUAAGAAUGGAGAAUGGUUUGAACAUUCAUGUUCUGGCAAGAGGCAGUACAUCUGUAAAAAACGAGACCUACUGUUCUCCAUCCCUGCCUAG
Molecule: messenger RNA, 1828 nt
Organism: Orbicella faveolata
Lineage: Eukaryota; Metazoa; Cnidaria; Anthozoa; Scleractinia; Merulinidae
Cellular component (GO): membrane
Molecular function (GO): ligand-gated monoatomic ion channel activity; protein binding
Source: RefSeq, a predicted model, not a curated record